Messenger RNA from Coprinopsis cinerea okayama7#130, 1203 nucleotides. Its product is annotated as cellobiohydrolase. Gene Ontology annotation, biological process: cellulose catabolic process. The record is from RefSeq and is a predicted model, not a curated record. The transcript is spliced from 3 exons. Gene Ontology annotation, molecular function: hydrolase activity, hydrolyzing O-glycosyl compounds. Bases 1 to 1203 code for a protein of 400 amino acids. Lineage: Eukaryota; Fungi; Basidiomycota; Agaricomycetes; Agaricales; Psathyrellaceae.
AUGAAGUACCUCCAGCUCCUCGCUGCCGCUUUGGCUGUUGCCCCCACGGUGACGCUGGCUGCCCCCCGUCCACCGUCAGGCGAUGUCAACCCCUACGUUGGAAAGAGUCCCUUCGCCAUCCCCACCUACGCCAAGAAGCUCGACGAGACCAUCCGCUACUUCAACAGGCGAGGUGACUUCUUGAACGCUGCUAGGACCCGCACCGUCAAGGACAUCCCCACCUUCGCUUGGAUCUCCAAGUCUGCUGACAUCUCCACUGUCAAGCCCCUCAUCCGCGACGCCCUCGCCACCCAGAGGAGGACCCGCAAGAAGCAGCUCGUCCAGCUCGUUGUCUACAACCUUCCCGACCGUGACUGCUCUGCCAAGGCUUCCGAUGGUGAAUUCAAGCUUGACGACGACGGCUUCAACAAGUACAAGAAGUUCGUUGAUGAUGUCGCUGCUGAGCUUUCCACCAGGGAGGCCCGAGAGCUCGAGUUCGUCGUUGUCCUCGAGCCCGAUUCGCUCGGUAACCUUGUGACCAACAUGGGUAUUCCCAAGUGCGCUGGUGCUGCCCAGGCCUACCGUGACGGUACUUCCUACGCCAUCGCCAAGCUCCAACGCGAGAACAUUGCCAUCUACCUCGACGCUGCCCACGGUGGCUGGUUGGGCUGGGACGACAACCUCGCUCCCUCUGCCAAGAUCUUCGCCGAGGUCCUCGAGGGUGCCCAGGAAAUCAACCCCAAGUCCAAGGUCCGGGGUCUCGCCAUCAACGUCUCCAACUACAACCAGUACAUCUCCAACCCCCGCGAGAACUACACCGAAUGGUCCAACUCCUGGGACGAGUACCAUUACGUCAACUCGCUCGCUCCCCACCUCGAGGAGGCCGGCUACCCCGCCAACUUCAUCGUCGACCAGGGCCGCGCCGGCAAGGGUGGAAUCCGAACUGAGUGGGGUCAAUGGUGCAACAUCCGCGGUGCUGGCUUCGGUAUCCGCCCCACCGCUGACCAACGCAUCCUCAACAACACCAACGUCGAUGCUAUCGUUUGGGUCAAGCCUGGAGGAGAGUCCGAUGGAACCAGCGAUGAGACUGCUGAGCGCUUUGACGAGAUGUGCGCGAGCCCUGUUGCCCACGUCCCUGCCCCUGAGGCUGGCGAGUGGUUCAACGACUUCGUCGUCAACCUCGUUAAGAACGCUGAUCCUCCUCUCAAGCCCACUUGGUGGUAA